Pseudophryne corroboree (corroboree frog) is the source of this 1101-nucleotide messenger RNA. RefSeq names its product cilia and flagella associated protein 161 (gene CFAP161). NCBI's taxonomy places the organism in Eukaryota, Metazoa, Chordata, Amphibia, Anura, Myobatrachidae. The record is from RefSeq and is a predicted model, not a curated record. Bases 107 to 997 code for a protein of 296 amino acids. Gene Ontology annotation, cellular component: motile cilium. The transcript is spliced from 7 exons. Gene Ontology annotation, biological process: cilium assembly.
GAUCGACACCGUCACGGUCUCCAUGGCGAUUUAGAAACAAACCGGCGUUCCCCUAGCAACAGCAGCCCAGUACCCAGCAAGGACCGGUCGGCACCGAGCAAUCAGCAUGAGCGUCCGCACCUUCAACCCGUCAGUGCGAAUAGGGAACUGGAAUGAGGAUGUGGCCCUAGACGAGGAUCUUUUGAAAGACUUCUUAGAGAAGAGAGAGAAGGGUGAACUCUUAUUACAGAAAUCAAGGAAUCUCAAGAAAAAUAUUUUAAAAAAGGCUGAGCUUUCCAUAUCCAAGGACAGACUUCUCCAUUUUGGUGAUGUGGUCAUGCUGCUUAACCCUGAGAAUAGUGAGCAGUCAUUGAGUAACCCAUCCCCAUUAUUCGGCAACUUCACCCUGUCUGCAAACCCGGAUGAAAGCGCAAUCAAUUUCAGGAGCCACCUAACUGCGCCAUGUGGGGUCAGCGCCAGCAGCAAUGUGAAGACAUGUGCGAGAAAUGCUUUUGUGAUUACAAGUGUGGACGGCAGUGAGGAGGGGGAACCUCUGCAUUAUGGACAGAAUUUUGCCUUGAAGACAACAGAUGAAUUCAUGGGUCAUUUAUAUCUGACAAGUGACCAAAAAACAUUCCUAAAAUGCAGUAAGAAGUCUCACUUGCAAGAGGUUAGUCUAACAGAUCAAUCCUCAUAUCAGAGCUGCUGGCAUAUUGUUUACCUGGAUCCACAGUUUAGACUUGAAUAUGAAGGCUCACCUGUGCCGGCAAACACCAAACUGCUUAUUGUUCACAGCAAAACGCAUCGAUGUCUAGCUGUCCUCAGGAAGUAUGACCUGUGGACAUUGUUUGGCAAGGAAUGUGAAAUGACUGCACACACAUAUUUAAAUGGGCACAAAGUUGAAGAGAAUGAAAAUCAUUGGAUUAUUGUUACUGGAAACCCGAGUGAUGACAUAAACACUAUGUUUGACAGACCCAAACCACCCAGUGAAGACAUGACUGAAAGUAAAGCUCAUUAGGUUUAUGCAGAGGCACAACAUUCUACAUUGGCAAUACCUUUUGCUUCAUUGGAGGGUUUCUUACCUGAGUCUGUAGCCAUUCAAUAAAAGCCCAUAAUCCAAAA